AUGCUCUUCAAGAAGUCCUUGCUGGCUGCGGCCGUAGCUGUGGCUCCAGCCUUGGCCACUUAUCGCACGCCCUCGACGACCACUACCACCUCUGCCGCUGUUGGAGGACUCAACCUCUACUGGGGACAGUAUGGCCAGCCCGACGAUAGGCUGGCAGACUACUGUGACUCUCCCGGCGUCACCUCCGUCACUGUGUCCUUCGUCACUUACAGUCCGAAGAACGGUGGCGGCUAUCCUGGAACCAACUUCGCCGGCCAUUGCGGUGGCGAGGUGUUCUACAAGAACCCCAAGACCGGCGAGAACACCAAGCUCAUCAUGAACUGCGACUAUAUCAAGAAGGACAUCAAGCACUGCCAGGCUAAGGGCAUCAAGGUCCUUCUGGCAAUCGGCGGCUACUGCCCACAGAACGGACCAUGCAGCUACGACAUCGACAGCGAGAAGGCCGGUAAGGACUUUGCCACCUUGUUGGACAAGACUUUCGGUCCGUACGACAAGAACUGGCGUGGUCCCCGUCCCUUCGAUAUCAGCCCUACUGAGCACGUUGCCGUCGAUGGUUUCGACUUCGACCUCGAGUUCAAGUACCCCAACCAGAAGCCUUGGAUCAAGAUGGUUGAGCAACUUCGAAGCUGCGGUAACAAGUACUACAUCAGCGUCGCCCCCCAAUGCCCAACCUCAAAGGAUUGGUUUCAGCUUAAGGAGCUCAUCUACAACGCCAAGUUCGACGCGCUCUUCAUCCAGUUCUACAACAACCCCGGUUGCCAGGUGUCUGACACCCCCAACUACGAUGACUGGGAACGCGUUAUCUCCGAGACUUCCAAGAGCAAGGAUGCCAAGCUCUACAUCGGUGUUCUCGCUAGCAGAGACGCUGGCUGGAGCGGUUAUGUCCCUCCCUCGACCAUCAAGGAUUUGAUCUGCAAGGUCAAGAACAAGCGUCACUUUGGCGGUAUCUCCAUCUGGGACGCUACGCGCGGCUCCAUGAACCAAAUCGAGGGUCAGGCUUUCCACGCCGCUAUUGCUGAUGCCCUGAAGUACGGAUGCAAUCCUAUUCCUCGUUCUUCCUCAAGCGCGUUCAUCUCCGCCUCGACUUCCGCCCCGGCUUCAGUGUCGGUCUCUGGCGCUGCUUCUGCCUCUGCAGCUGCCUCGGUCUCUGCUUCUGCUUCUGCUUACAACGACGAUGACAACGACUAUUCCGUCUCUGCGUCUGCCACUAUCGCCUCUGCGGCUGCAGCUGCCUCAUCUUCUGCCUCUGACGAUACCGCAUCUGUCUCUGGCUCCCGCUGA
Molecule: messenger RNA, 1281 nt
Organism: Colletotrichum truncatum
Lineage: Eukaryota; Fungi; Ascomycota; Sordariomycetes; Glomerellales; Glomerellaceae
Source: RefSeq, a predicted model, not a curated record